Messenger RNA from Ostertagia ostertagi, 783 nucleotides. Lineage: Eukaryota; Metazoa; Nematoda; Chromadorea; Rhabditida; Trichostrongylidae. The record is from the annotation of a GenBank genome assembly.
AUGGUGACGCAGAUUUACCGUCUUCUUCUUGCCUUGCUCAAGAACGUGCUGUGGGGUGAUAUCUGUAAAUCGACAAAUCAUCGGGCAAGUACGACAAUGUUCAUCGCAUGCACUGAGGACCCACCAUUGGCAACUGCAUUUCUGAAGCAAAAAAUUAUGGACUCACAAUCAUCCGAUUCUGAACCUUCGUCGAUUCCUAAGGAAAUGCACCCAAAUUUGAACGAGAAAGUAUUGAAUACUAUACUAUCUAGACGGGAGAUGCCUCCUCCAAUUUCAAAGGCCCCCUCACAGGAACAGCAGUUGAAAAACAUCGCCAACUUCUUCGACUCUGCUCAAAGGAAUCAAAUUGUUCUAAGAGCCGCUCUGGAUAUGAGUCAAGACAGGCUCAGCGUUUUGAUGAAUUUUGCGACUCAGCUGACAGAGAGGCAAAACAUCCUAAAUCAGCGGCUAUUACAGGUUUCUUCACGUUUGAAGGAUAAUCAGAAACUGACUGCGGAGGAAGCCAAACUGUUUGCGAAAUUGAAGGAAUGUCGUGCGAAGAUGCUGACAAAUUCAAUGAAAGUUUCCAAGCUUUCGUUAGAAGCAGCUCAGCUCCAACGAGAAGCUCGUGGUCCAGCACGGCCCUUCACUGCUUCAGCAGGAGCUAAUUUAUUCGUGUUACAGCAUAGCCAAGAAGAACUAGCAACGCUGAAGCGUCGAUUGGAGAGUUUGUUAGAAAAGCUAGAAGAGUUCCGUUCUCAUAGCGCUGCAGAAAACAAGGAAAAUAUUAUAAACAUUUCAUAA